This is a messenger RNA of Drosophila ananassae, 969 nucleotides long. RefSeq names its product ceramide-1-phosphate transfer protein. Lineage: Eukaryota; Metazoa; Arthropoda; Insecta; Diptera; Drosophilidae. Bases 69 to 740 code for a protein of 223 amino acids. Gene Ontology annotation, cellular component: cytosol; membrane; cytoplasm. The transcript has 3 exons. The record is from RefSeq and is a predicted model, not a curated record. Gene Ontology annotation, molecular function: ceramide 1-phosphate binding; ceramide 1-phosphate transfer activity. Gene Ontology annotation, biological process: intermembrane lipid transfer; ceramide transport.
ACUUAUCGAUUAAAGCUUUUGCGCAGAAUUCCCAUUUUAAGGUAACAACAAAGAAAGAACUAAAAACAAUGAGUGGAGCGGACGUAGUGGUGCCGAAUAAUGUUACUGUGCAAUCCUCAGAUUGCUUUGACAUUGUCAAGGUUGCAAGUCUCUUCGAGACAAGUCUCCUGGAGGAGGAUGACGUCCAACUGGAUGCCUACCUGGCAGCCUACGAGGAGAUCAUGAAGUUCUUCCACCUGAUGGGCAGUGUCUUCAGCUUUGUGAGCAGCGAUGUGCGAUCCAAAAUAGACAUCCUCUAUGGCCUGAGGGCCUCGGAUACGGAGGAACUGAAAAACUUCGAGACCUUCAAGACCAUGCUGGAGUACGAGAAGGAGGCCCAGUUGCUAAACCAAAAAGGCUACGUGUCCGGGAGUCGGACGUUGCUGCGUCUGCAUCGUGGAUUGGACUUUGUUUACGAGUUCCUCAAUAGGGUGCAGGCUUUGGUGGACGACCAAAAGACCUCGGACGUGUGCAAAGCGGCAUAUGAUGAAACUCUGGGCAAGCAUCAUUCCUUCCUUAUCCGUAAGGGCGCUCGCCUGGCCAUGUACGCAAUGCCCACGAGAGGGGAGCUGCUGAAGAGAGUCUGUACGGAUAUCCAGAUGGCCACGGAGAAUCUACCAACAAUGCUGGAGCACAUGCGGGCCAACUACGACCGGACGGAACAGCUCUACACCCUUCACGACCUGCACAGCUUGCCUUAAAACGAGUACCUAAAUCCUUAGUUUUUAUGUAGCAAAUUUUUCUGUAUUUAAACGUAACUUAAAGUAUUUGUUUUGUGGCCGCUUAAUGUUUUGUUAUUUUGCAUUCCGGAAUGACCGACUGCCCUGAAUGUCUUAUAAUUUUAAGAUGCAAUGUUUCCAAUCAAAACGUUUUUAAUGUUUUUCCACAAUAUCUCUCGCAAUUUAACACCAUAAAAGCUUUACUCAUGAA